Canariomyces notabilis is the source of this 2520-nucleotide messenger RNA. Its product is annotated as kinase-like protein. Gene Ontology annotation, molecular function: ATP binding; protein serine/threonine kinase activity. Gene Ontology annotation, biological process: protein phosphorylation; chromosome segregation. The record is from RefSeq and is a predicted model, not a curated record. Lineage: Eukaryota; Fungi; Ascomycota; Sordariomycetes; Sordariales; Chaetomiaceae. The transcript is spliced from 2 exons. The coding region runs from base 1 to 2520 and encodes 839 amino acids. Gene Ontology annotation, cellular component: cytoplasm; mitotic spindle pole body; nucleus.
AUGGCGAGCCUGCAAGUCCGGAACCCGGACUUCUCCUCUUCCAAGCUGAAAGCGGUGGAAGAUGCGAAGAAGAUGCAGGCAAUUGUGGAGGACGAAUGCAACAAAGCCGGAAAGGAUGUGCCGCCCUACCAACUGGAAGAACUCAUUGGGAAGGGAAACUACGGUCGGGUCUACAAGGCGACCGACCUGAAAUCAAAGCAGAUCGUCGCCGUCAAAAUCAUCAACAUUGAGGAGAGCGACACACUUAACCCCAGGCUCGCUGACACGUACAGCGAGUUUAUGAAAGAAUUCAGCGCCCUGAAACGCCUCAGCGACAGCGGUGCCAAAAACGUUAACCUUACCCUUGACGUGCUCCCUGUGGGCCAGGCCAUGUGGAUGGUCACCGAGUACUGCGCUGGAGGAAGCGUGGCGACUUUGAUGAAGCCGACAGCACCGGGUGGUCUGCAAGAGAAGUGGAUCAUACCAAUUGUGCGAGAAGUGGCUGAAGCUAUCUACUGGGUGCACAAGGAAGGUAUUAUCCAUCGCGACAUCAAGAGCGCAAAUGUGCUGGUCACUGAGGCCGGCGGAGUUCAGCUGUGCGACUUUGGCGUCGCCGGCAUUAUUGAGUCAAAGCUCGACAAGCGCACCACCUUUAUCGGCACCCUUCACUGGAUGGCCCCAGAGCUAUUCGACCCAAAUCCUUCCUACAGCACGCCCGUCGACAUCUGGGCAUUUGGCUCCCUGGUGUACGAGCUCGCCUCGGGCCUUCCUCCAAACGUUAUGGCCGGGUUUAACAUACCCCAGCUCGGCCACUAUAUCAAAACUCACUGUCCCCGACUAGAGGGCGACCAAUACUCAGACCAGAUCAAGGAUCUGGUGGCUUUCUGCUUUGUUGAAGACCCGGCGAAGCGGCCUACGAUCCAAGAAAUCCAGAAACAUCCCUAUAUUUUCAAUACCAGCGACGCCUACCCGACUUCUACCCUUGCCAAUUUGGUCAAGGCUUACAAGCUCUGGGAGGCCCAAGGCGGAAUCAGAAAGUCCCUCUUCGCGCCCAUCGGCUCACAAGGACCCUCGGAUUACCCAGCCACAGGUCCGGCCAGUGACGAGUGGAACUUCAGCACCACAGUCGACUUUGACCGGCAGGUGAUGGACUCCGACGCCCAGGCCGUGUACGAUGUCUACGGGUCCAACGUUGACUUUGAGUUCAAUGAGCCGACAUCGCGGCCUGCUAAGCCCAAGUCGCGACGCCGGUUGCCCCCGCAACUCCAGCCAGUCAAGGCGCCGCUCGAAAAGGUGUUUGACCCCAACACAAUCUCUAACUACGAGGACAACUCUCGUGCAUACUACGGCAAGGCUCCUCCUCCACCAACCUCAACGGCGUCGGAUCUUCCUCUCCGCGAUGAUUCACUACACUCGACGCUCCGAGAGUCGCUCAUCGACCUCGACGCAUCGCUUCACGACGGAGGCGAUCUUUCGCAGUUUGUCGAUAUGGAGACCAUCCGGGCCGGAAUGCGUGUUCCCAGCGAACCAGACCUUGACGACUACACGGAUCUCAACAAGCCGCCAUUGAGCGACCCGGCCGACUUGAACCCCAACCGCCGAACACAAGACUGGAAAUUCCCGACCAUGGCUCCACCGGCGUCGGCCAAUCCCGAAAUGUCGCGGUUCCCAUUCCACGAAGAGCGCCCUAGCAUAUCCGGUCCUAGCGGGCGGCCCCCGAUGAUGCACCAUCCUACCGACGCGCUCCGGCAGCUUUCCGAGCCGUACGACCUUAUGCAGUCGAACACCCAAGACAACCGCAUCUCCGUGGGCAGCCUGAUCGACCUCGACGAAAGCCUGCCGAUGCCAGAGCUUACCCGACCCUCGACAGCAAAUUCGGACGCGGCAUCGAUCAGCGGCUCGGAGCUUGGCGGCGCCAACCCUUUCGACCUGGAACGCCACGCCUCCUUCUACCAGCCUUCUCAACCCACGGCGCGCGAACCAUCCAUCUACGUCUCGGACGACGGCGAGUUCACCCGCCUGGCAGCCAGGCCCCCACCCAACGAGGACAACCAGUCGGUCAUGACAGAUUUCGGCCCUUCCAACGGCAGCAUCACCAGCUCUUCAGCCACGCACUCCCGCACGAGCAGCUACGACGACGACGGCGGCUACUCUGCGCCCGAGUACGACCAAGAGUAUCUCACCAUGGGCAUGGGUAUGGGCAGCAGUGUCAGCCGCGGGCGCAGGGGGUGGAGGGACAACCGGUCGGGAGGAGGCUCGCAGCUGCAGCACCCGAGGGUUGCGGCCGUGGCCUCGAUGGGUGCGGGAAGCGGCACGGGUGUCAGUGUCGGUGCGGGCGUGGAGGUGCCCAUGGGAGGCGCGCCGGCGCCGCCCUCGGCUAGGGUCAUGCAGGGCGCGGCGAGCAGGGAGCAGGUCCGCGCUGAUGUGAUGCGCUUGCUGGCUAGCUUUUCGGAGCAGUUGAGUGUUACAAAUGCGUACGUCUCGUCGCUGCCGGUGAGAACGGGGCGGAGAGGGAGUGAGAGCUAUAAUGGUAAUGCGUAA